AUGAGUCCUCCCCCCACCUCUGAAUCGUGGAAGGCGACUCUUGAUGCCCGUCUCGCCCAACCAAGACCGGGUUUUUUGCAUUCGUGCGAUGACUGCCAUGAAGAGGUUCCCUGGGCGAGGUGUAAGAGCAAUAAGAAAGGUAACAAGGGCCACUGGUAUGCGAUGUGCAAGAAGGUCGCAGGGGAACAGCAAACCCAAUGUACCUUUUUCCGCUGGGCCUCAGGCUCAAGUGGCUCACAAAUGCCAUCCGAGUCACCUGAGAUUCCUCAAGAGUCUCCGCAGCUGCACCCCAUUGCAAUGCCUGCAACUUUGAGUGACACAACACUCCUCUUCAUAUGUGCUGCACUGGUGUGCGGGAGGAAGCCACAUAAGCUCUGUGACAAUAAAGCUUGUCGCAAGCACUGCAGGCGUCCUUUUACCGCACCUUCACCUUCACCCACACCUGCACCCGCUCCUGAACACUCUUCUCCUAUCGCUCUGCCUACUACCACUAUCCCUUCGUCACCCCCAGCCCCUGAUGUAUCACAACCACCGGUCAACAAAGGUAAAGCUCGAGCAGUUGAAGUGGCCCUUCCCUCAAGAAUCAUCGCUGGUCCCAUCGCUGGUCCUUCACAAUCCAAGCCAAGCAAGGCCUCAGGGCCCCGCUAUGCGACCCAGAUUCCGGCCUUGUUUACCCAACAGAACGCAAUCGAGGAGUCCAUACAGGAGGAAGAGCGGCAAAGAGACCGCGAACGUCUUCAAGCUGCACAGCGUGCAAAGAACAACAUCAUUAUCUAUGCAUGGAUUAAGGAUGGCACCGAGCCCAUUAUCUAUGAGUUUCAAGAGGGAUUCACGUUCCCGAAUUUUUUUUUCAGUCACGACAUGCUGCGCAAACUCGAAAUCCUUUCUGAGGACACAGUGCAGGUGCCACCCGUCCAGCGAUACAAUCGUGUCCUUGACACCUGGAUGCGCUUCGAUGUAGGUCACAUGGUGACCUUGCAUGACCGCGAUGGCGGCGCACUUCUUGUCAAGAACGCCUGUGUAAAGGACUGCAUAGAUCUUGGACGCCACAUUCAGAAACUCACCCAUCCCAGCAGCCCUAAUAUUGUGAAGGCUCUUCCUGCCAAGCGCAAGUACAUGCGCGCUGCAUCACAUGUGAAGAGCUCUUGUCCACCAUCCCCAUCAAUUACGCACAACAAUGUUGGUCCAGUGCCCACUAUCCGUGAUUCUCAACACUCUCCUCAUGAACCAUCCUGGUCACUUUCUGCUAUUGAUGAUGACAGUGACAAUGAUGUUGGCCCAGUCCCCACUAUCCACCAUUCCCAGCAAAAUCGCGGUGGAUCUGUGCUCUCGCUUACAGACAGCGAGGGUGCUAGGACGAAAGCCCAGCUCAAUCGCAGUGCUUCCAUUCUCUCUCUCACAGACAGUGAGGAGGUGACAACAGCAACUGCACGUCCCCUGAAGCAGCAUGCCUCCCCUUCAGAUUCCCUGUCCCCUCGUCCUCUUUUGCGCCUUCGACGACAUCCAUCUGCCGAGUUGUUCCAAUUUUCUUCCAACUCCGAGACCAGUACCCAGUCUCGCUCUUCAUCACCAGUCUCAAUUCGAUUCGCAGGCCCAAUCAUUAAGGAAGAAAGUUCUGGGAGCUUGCUUUCACGUGGGACUUCGAAGGCUGAUGCUAUUGAGGUGGAGAAGGUCGCAAUCUGGCCUGUGGACUUCUAUGUCAUUGACAUCGCUAAUGGAUUCAACUUAUGCAAGAAAGCAGCCGACUCACGACGCAAAGUGUCUCAGGUUUUUAUCAACCACUUUGGCGUGCCCUUCAAAGCUUCUACAUAUUACGACAACAGGAAGGUGUGGGACCUGGAGGUGAACCGAGCGCUUCGUGAGCGCUUUACCAAUUAUGGUCGCACAGAGAAAGGACGCUGGACCGCCUUCAUGAAGAAGGCGCAGCGGCCUGCCAAGUAG
This is a messenger RNA of Suillus clintonianus, 1941 nucleotides long. RefSeq lists its product as uncharacterized. Bases 1 to 1941 code for a protein of 646 amino acids. NCBI's taxonomy places the organism in Eukaryota, Fungi, Basidiomycota, Agaricomycetes, Boletales, Suillaceae. The record is from RefSeq and is a predicted model, not a curated record. The transcript is spliced from 4 exons.